GUCGAACCAUACAACGCUACCUUGUCAGUGCAUCAGCUGGUUGAGAAUACCGAUGAGACCUAUUGCAUUGAUAACGAAGCUCUGUAUGAUAUUUGCUUCCGCACUCUGAAACUGACCACACCAACUUAUGGUGAUUUGAAUCAUUUGGUUAGUGCAACCAUGUCUGGUGUGACUACGUGUCUCCGAUUUCCCGGCCAGUUGAAUGCAGAUUUACGUAAACUGGCCGUGAACAUGGUUCCAUUUCCACGAUUACACUUCUUCAUCCCCGGAUUUGCUCCACUGACCAGUCGAGGUAGCCAGCAGUAUCGUGCGCUCACGGUGCCGGAAUUGACACAACAGAUGUUUGAUGCCAAGAACAUGAUGGCCGCUUGCGAUCCCCGUCACGGACGUUAUUUGACUGUUGCCGCUAUGUUCCGUGGCCGUAUGUCCAUGAAGGAAGUCGAUGAGCAAAUGUUGAAUGUGCAGAACAAAAAUUCCAGCUACUUCGUUGAAUGGAUCCCGAACAACGUGAAAACUGCGGUUUGCGAUAUUCCACCUAGGGGCCUUAAAAUGUCUGUCACAUUUGUUGGCAAUAGUACAGCCAUACAAGAAUUAUUCAAACGUGUCUCCGAACAGUUCACAGCCAUGUUCCGUCGCAAAGCCUUCUUGCAUUGGUAUACUGGUGAAGGUAUGGACGAAAUGGAAUUCACCGAAGCUGAGUCGAACAUGAACGAUCUAGUCAGUGAAUAUCAACAAUAUCAAGAUGCAACUGCUGAGGAGGAAGGCGAAUUCGAAGAGGAGGAGGAAGGCGAACAAGUUUAA
Messenger RNA from Echinostoma caproni, 801 nucleotides. The record is from the annotation of a GenBank genome assembly. Lineage: Eukaryota; Metazoa; Platyhelminthes; Trematoda; Plagiorchiida; Echinostomatidae.